AUGCUCGGCGCAAGGAGUCUGAGUGCCCUGGUUGUACUGGCCAGCUACUGGACUGUCGUCUCAGCUCUAGAGUUCGCGCUGCGCGAGCCUCUUGCGGCGUUUCAAAGUGAUCAGCUCUUGAGAUUUCAUCAGGCUCCAGUGAGUCCAGUCACUUCCGAGCCGUCCGACGCAGACCUCCUGCCAUUUGGAUCUCCAUCCCACUGCCAUCUGCCGUCCCUUGACGAGUGGCAGCUCCCACCUCCUGUGGCAUCUCCGAGCUACGCAGACAGCGAUGUUCACCUUAUGGCGCACGAAGCGAACUUCCCGGAGGAAAGGAGCUGGGCCAACUCACAACUGGUGUGUCAGGAUGCAGAUAGAAACAUGCCGGUGCAAGACAACAACGUCUCGACCAACCCCAGACUUUGCCAUGUGUGCAAGCUGAUGGACGCGACGAGAGGAGUCGCUGCUGACACUCCGGAUCGAUCGUGGAUCGUCCUCGCAUGCCGGGCAUGCUACACUCUACUCAACUGCCCCACCACUCAGCUCGCUGGGAGAUGCUUGCACUGCUCUCGGUUUGCCACCUUCUCCAAGCCCGGGACCCCAAGAGCCGAGUGGAUGCACUGCAAGCAGCACAGCUUGCCUGGAGAUGUGAACCUGAAACGAACCUCCUCGCCCCCAGUGUCGGAGCCUCUAGACUUCUUCGAUGAGUCACUUGAUGACACCCGAGAAGGGUUCGAUGAUGACACCAAGUCGUCGUGCGGAGAAAGGUCCAGCUUGCAGGAGACCUCACGCGGGCGAUCCUCCUCCCGCCAAUGGGUUUCAGGGAGGUCAGGAAAAUCCAGAAGCCCUAGGACCCCCUCCAAGAGUGUUCAGCACUCACAAGAGUUUGAACCCGCUGCCGCGUGCUCGUCGCAGUGCAUUGUUGAAGACUGCAAACGAGUCCCUCGGUACGGAAGCACCUUGGACAAGUACCCGAAGCUCUGUUCCCGGCAUCGCAUUCAAGGCAGCAUCGACUUCAAGAGGUUUAGCCGAGGCUCCUCCCCGAAGCGAUGCCAGCACGAAGGCGGCUGUCAAGUUAGAGCAUCCUUCGGAGACUGCAUGGAGAGGGUCCCCCGAUACUGCGCUCGGCACAAAGAGCCGAACCACGUUAACAUCCGUGCAUACCACUGCGAGUAUCCCCUCUGCAGCAAGCAGGCGUCCUUCGGACCUCCGGGCUCCAAUGCUGCCAUCUACUGUGCUGACCACAAAAAUCAAAAUGAUGUAAAUGUUCGGAACAAGAAGAGCCGUCUGCAGCUCCUCACAAAAAGCUCCUUUGCCGAUGUCUUGCCUAGCAAGUUUGCGUCGAGCCCAACUGGCUGUGCUGCCGCUGCGUGCUGA
Guillardia theta CCMP2712 is the source of this 1356-nucleotide messenger RNA. RefSeq lists its product as hypothetical. The coding region runs from base 1 to 1356 and encodes 451 amino acids. The record is from RefSeq and is a predicted model, not a curated record. Lineage: Eukaryota; Cryptophyceae; Pyrenomonadales; Geminigeraceae. The transcript has 6 exons.